This is a messenger RNA of Sesamum indicum (sesame), 710 nucleotides long. RefSeq names its product aspartate carbamoyltransferase. NCBI's taxonomy places the organism in Eukaryota, Viridiplantae, Streptophyta, Magnoliopsida, Lamiales, Pedaliaceae. The record is from RefSeq and is a predicted model, not a curated record.
UGUUUAUGAUCUCUGCAACAAUAUACAAAGGACUGCACUGCACUAUCUCUCUCUUUGUGUUUAUUUGCUUUCAUAGUGAACAGCCAAAAAGCUAAGAACCCUCUUCUGCCUUUGUGAAAACGUAAAGUUUUAUCAAGAAGAACCACAUGGACUUGAUUCUUCUCAUCAAGAAGAUUGGCCUUCUUUUCCUCCUCGUUUCUGCUGCUCUUUUCUCGACUUCUUUUGCAGGCCGAGUGCCUAAAUCCGUGGAGUCGAACAGAGUGAGUAUUACUGAGAGCGAGGAAAUAGGAUCAUGGGAUCCAUUACCCCACGACGAAGUGAGUGAGAUUCAUGAAAGACUGCUUAAAGUGAAAACAAACGAUUAUGGAAGAUAUGAUCCUGCGCCUGCACUCGUCAAGCCUCCUUUCAAACUUAUUCCCAACUGAAGUCGUCAUAGCUAUUACAUAUGGAUCGUCAGCUUGAGGAGUACCGUAUACAUAGUGUUAUAUAUAUAUUUAUAUAUAUGAAUAAGAAUAAUGUAUGUGAGGAAAAAUGUUGUAAUCAUUUUUCCGUAGUAUAUGUCUAUGCAUGAAUAGGAAUCAAUAUGGUUAGUCUUUGUAUAAUAGAGUAUGUUUUAUAUGUAAGAUAUGAGCCGCGGCCGGUACGUUUGUAGUAACUAUAUAUGAAUAUGUAUUCUGCUAAUGUUAUAUUUUGGGGAAGUUAAGUUUCAA